Molecule: messenger RNA, 2152 nt
Organism: Coccidioides immitis RS
Lineage: Eukaryota; Fungi; Ascomycota; Eurotiomycetes; Onygenales; Onygenaceae
Product: MFS multidrug transporter
Exons: 8
Coding region: 107-2152 (681 amino acids)
Biological process (GO): transmembrane transport; basic amino acid transport
Cellular component (GO): fungal-type vacuole membrane
Molecular function (GO): basic amino acid transmembrane transporter activity
Source: RefSeq, a predicted model, not a curated record
GUUAUGCCUUCCGAGGAUAUUCGGAUCCGAUAUCUAGUUGUUUACUUUUUUUACGAUACCCUCUCCCUUGCAAGCCUUCGGGCUUGAGAUAUAACUACGCUCUCAAAUGUUUUAUGCUUAUAAAAAGAUAAAGGCGCGAAAAGCUCCAAAACAAAACAGCCAGGAGACAUGUUCCCACCAACUGCGCCUUCAGAAUUUGCAGGCGGAUUCAAGACCAUCCGAAGAGGCGAUACAGGAGAACGAUGCCCUGAUGGAAGGAUCGGACGGCCCCAUUGUGCCCAAGCCGGAAGAAACACACAAUAACGACGGUCCCUGCUCCGAGUGCAAAAAAGAGAAACACGUUAAACGGGUUUAUAGAUGGAAGUUGAUAUUUGGCCUUUUGCUACCAUACUUUCUCGCAUCCGUUGACUUGACGAUUGUGGCCGCUGCCCUGCCAUUUAUAGCAUCCCAUUUCAAUAAACUGGACGAACUGAAUUGGAUUGUCACCUCAUUCAGUUUAACCUCGACCGCUUUCAUUCCCGCAUUUGGCCAGCUUGCAGAUGUCUUUGGACGGCACUUUGUCCUUCAACUGGCCAUGUUUCUCAUGCUAAUUGGAAGCGUAUUGUGUGCUGCGGCGCAGACAUGGCCAAUGCUCCUCCUUGGGCGCGCCUUACAGGGGACAAGCUCGGCUGGAAUCAUGAAUUUGAUCCAGAUAAUUUUGUCCGAUAAGGUCAGCCUCGCAGAUAAUGCGAAAAACAGUACUAUUUUUCAGUUUGUGGCGGGAAUUUCAUACGGUGUUGGGCCAGUCAUUGGAGGGUAUUUGACACAGUCUAAUUGGAGAUAUUGUUUCGUGUUAAGUAUUCCGGUGGCCUUUGUCGCUCAUAUUGCCAUCUUCGUGGUUUUGCGCAAGGAACUGGUAGGCGGCACGUACUUCACCAAAGGGUCACGGCGGUCAUCAUUCUUAGAAGGCCUUGGUACCGUGGACAUCGGUGGUACCUUGUUAUUCAUUUGCAGUGUCAGUCUUAUUAUCAUCGGUACUUCCUGGGGAGGAGCAACUUACCCCUGGACCUCCCCCGCUGUCCUGGCUCCAUUAAUUAUUGGAUCAAUUCUCUUCGUACUGUUCUUUAUCUAUGAAUAUCUUCUUGGGCCCGGAAGGAUUCUUGCAAGAUGUUUUCCAUCGCAGACAGUGAUGAUACCCUCCGAGCUAUUCCGAAAGCGAGACAUGGUGGUCUUAGCCAUCAUUGAAUUUGCUACCGGCGCAGCAAUGUUCUCUGCCUUUUACUUCGUUGGGAUCUACUUUACGCUUGUCGAGGCCUACUCACCCGAGAGAUCUGGGCUUCAGCUGCUGUUCUACAUUCCUGGGAUAGGAGCUGGUGUUUACUUUGCCAUGUUUGCCUGCAAUGUGUGGCCGGCACACACCUUCUAUCCGCUCAGUGUGGGUACAGUCACAGAGAGCGUCGGCAUCGGGCUUAUUACAUGGGCUAUUACAAGGCGCCAAGUAUCACUUGUCAAUGGAAUGAUGGCCGUCGCAGGCGCCGGAACGGGAAUGCGCUUCAUGCCUUGCACGCUUCACGCGGCAGGUAUCUGGCCAGACAAAAUCGCACCCGCCAUGUCCAUCAUGCGAUUCUCUAUGCCCUUCGGCGGGACUCUUGCCCUGGCAAUUAUGGGCAGUGUGUUCAACAACAAAAUGGCCCCGGUCUUUCGCUCCAUGAAUUCUGGUCUGGAUGGGCACGUCGAUACACAUGUAACUCAGAGUCUGGACUUUAUUAGCGAUCUCCCGGAACCUAUGCAAAGCUAUGUGCGCAACACUGGAAAGGAUGCAGUGAUGUGGGCGUUUAUCUCUAUCACCCCGAUAAUGGCUAUCAGUCUCGUGGCGAUCAUCUUCCUUGGGAACGUAUGGAUAAAAUCCAACAAGGCGAAGGAGGCCAUGGAGAAGGCGAAGCGAGAGGGAACUCACGACGAUGGAAUCGUUAGCAGCGAAGUUAUUGAUAAGCCGUAUCUCUUGGCCUUGAUCACUGGAAGUGUCGAGGAGAAUAAGUAUGUUAGCACUCCACUAUCGAAGGCUGAUAAGGAGAGACAGGCUCAAGCGCUACUUGAGGAGAAGGCUUUUCUACGUGCACGGAGGUAUGAAAAUAAGCCAAGGGAUUCUUACAUGGAGCAAGAGGGGGUUUAA